GACGAACGACAGUGCGCGAUGUAUUCGAUGUUGGUUCGUUGUGUUUGUGUGACAAAAAUUGCACAUCUGUGGUGCAGUGUGUGAUAAUUCUUCCUAAGUCAAAAGACCGAUUCCGCGUAGUGAAACCGCUACUACACGAACGACGACUGAUCCUUUCCGGUGGCAAUCGCGGGCAUUUCUCUGUGUUUCCCCCAUCUUCGAUCAAGUGGCGCAGUGAAAAGCUGCGUUGUUUGAAGCGUGUUACCCGAUACUGCUAUGAUGCUCGCCUCCGCCGUACGCAACUUGUCCCGUCGGUCGUUUUCGACCUCUAAGGCGGUCUCUGCCCAGCAGUUGACCGUCCGCGAUGCCCUCAACGCAGCGCUUGACGAAGAAAUGGAACGGGACGAGAAGGUGUUCAUUCUCGGUGAGGAGGUAGCCCAGUACGAUGGUGCGUACAAGGUUUCCCGAGGACUAUGGAAGAAGUACGGCGAUAAGCGUGUCAUCGAUACUCCCAUCACGGAGAUGGGUUUCGCCGGUAUUGCAGUUGGUGCAGCGAUGGCCGGACUGCGCCCGGUGUGCGAAUUCAUGACAUUCAACUUUUCGAUGCAGGCCAUCGAUCAGGUCAUCAACUCGGCCGCCAAAACUUUCUACAUGUCGGCCGGCACAGUAAACGUUCCGAUUGUGUUCCGUGGCCCGAAUGGAGCUGCGGCUGGUGUUGCGGCACAGCAUUCUCAAUGCUUUGGUGCCUGGUAUUCGCACUGUCCCGGACUGAAAGUUGUAUCCCCGUACGAUAGCGAAGAUGCGAAAGGACUGUUGAAGGCUGCCAUUCGCGACCCGGAUCCAGUCGUUGUAUUGGAAAACGAAAUGCUGUACGGCGUUGGUUAUCCCGUGUCGGACCAGGUGUUAGACAAGAACUUUGUACUGCCAAUCGGCAAGGCAAAGAUUAUGCGCCCGGGCAAGCACAUCACCAUUGUGGCACACUCCAAAUCCGUCGAAACCGCGCUCCAAGCUGCCAACGAGCUGGCCGGCAAGGGUAUCGAAGCGGAAGUCAUCAACCUACGAUCACUUCGUCCAUUGGACUCGGAAACUAUUUUCAAGUCCGUACAAAAAACGCACCAUCUCGUGACGGUCGAGCAGGGAUGGCCCCAGAGUGGCAUUGGUUCCGAAAUUUGUGCACGCAUCAUGGAGCACGAAACAUUCUUCCAUCUGGAUGCACCGAUCUGGCGCGUCACCGGUGUCGACGUUCCCAUGCCUUACGCUAAGACACUAGAAGCCGCUGCCCUUCCACAAGUACCUGAUGUUGUCACUGCCGUUAAUAAGGUGCUAGGUGUGAAGUAAAUCUCAGUCCCCCACCAUUCAAUCGAUAGCGUGCUCUUUGCGGGUUAGAACACAACAACAACUACAAAACACGACAAUUGCCCAUAGAAGACUCCGGUGAUGCGAAGCAUAUUAAAAGUUCAGCUGGGAUUAGAAAAGUUGUUAGUCAGGUGAUAAAUAUUCUCGUUUUUACUUCCUUUCCUACGUUCUUUAUUUCGUAUGUUUCAUGGAACUGUCAGCUCAAUGUGUUUGAUUUUUUUCUGUUUUAAAUAUUCGGCAGAUGUAAUCUUUGUUUUUUGUUUGAAAUUGGAAUCUUUAUUACGCUACACUUGUUGCGAGUCUUGAAGACUGUAGAAUUAGAUCUGGGCAGGCAAGCAAAGGGACCGCAAGAGAACUGAGCCUAAUUUAUUGUAAUUUCAUAGAAACUGUUUAAUUUUCGAGACACACACAUACAUCACCCUUAUGCCAUGCGCGCAUAUGUCUGGUUUUAAUACCGAUCGAAGCAUGCUUAGGAUUUGUUUUGCCAGUACAACAAACGACUACAUGCUUACAAGCGUUUGUAUGAGAAUCUUCUACUACUACUAGUGCAUAGGAACUCACAUACAAACCAGCCAACAGGAUACGCCAUCAACGAAAGUAAUAAUUCCACCAGAAGAAUAAAAACAGCCGCAAGAAACUAUUGUAAAUAAACUAGCCACGUUACACCACCAAGCGAAGGUCUGUUGGGACAAACUCAAGGAUGCAAGGAUCCAUCACUACUCACGAACAAACCACACAAACAGUACAAUGGAAAUGGAAAAGAAAAAUCUCAUCUGCUGUCCAAGGCGGUAAGGUGAGAUGAAAUGCAAUACGAACUGGGACGAAUAAAUCUAGUUGAAAGAUAUUAUGCUCAGGAGA
Molecule: messenger RNA, 2193 nt
Organism: Anopheles stephensi (Asian malaria mosquito)
Lineage: Eukaryota; Metazoa; Arthropoda; Insecta; Diptera; Culicidae
Gene: Pdhb
Product: pyruvate dehydrogenase E1 component subunit beta, mitochondrial
Exons: 6
Coding region: 256-1317 (353 amino acids)
Biological process (GO): pyruvate decarboxylation to acetyl-CoA
Molecular function (GO): pyruvate dehydrogenase (acetyl-transferring) activity
Source: RefSeq, a predicted model, not a curated record